Anthostomella pinea is the source of this 1008-nucleotide messenger RNA. Lineage: Eukaryota; Fungi; Ascomycota; Sordariomycetes; Xylariales; Xylariaceae. The record is from the annotation of a GenBank genome assembly.
AUGGAUCACGGACUGUCUAUGGUCGGAGAAAAGGGAUCUCUGAUCCCUCUCCCAACACCUCCUCCCCGCCAACCGCUCCCCUCAUACGUAGUAGCAGGCCUCGAACGCAGGCGGCAGAAAGCCGAAGAGGCUGAGGCCGCCAGAAAGGCCGAGGAAGCGAAGGUUGAGGCCGCCAAGAAGGCACAGGAAGCACUCUCCACUGCAAACCAGGCAUCUAAGCUUCCCGCCACUUCAGGUCUGAACCCUCUGGCAAGUUCCUUCGAGCCAGGUACUUCCGGUGCUGGAGGUCCCCUACUCGAGCUGUGCGGCAAACGCCGUUGGUACUACGAUGCUCCGGUGCAGCUGUCGGCUCGCGGAAGUCCGGAUGAUGCCACUUAUGAAGUAUUCGGUCUCCAUGGUCAAGAAGCUUCAGAGAGCGUGUCCGUCACCAAGCAUGGCGCUCCGGGGUUCCUCCCCAGCUCUUCCAAAGGCCGAAAGGUCCAGGCCUCGCAAGAAACCGACGAUGAUAGCGACGAUACCAUUACUCAGGCUAACUUUGCGAGCAUUCGACCAUCGAAGCAACGAGCGAUCAAUCCCGUGUCCGCCUAUCUCUCUAGCUCGAACCCUGUAGCAUCCGGAAGUGGUACUGGAAGUCUUCUUUGGAAUGCACCAAAUUCUACAGGAGCGCGAGCGCGACAAGACCAGCGUAAGAUCCGACGGCUCGCAAAGCUUGACCGACUGAGGAAAACCCUCGCGUCCACUGAGCACGGUCACGACGUUGUUAAAAGUCAUGCCGCCAAAGCCGGCGCGUCGUCCGGAAACAACACCAACGAUAACUCAGUGACCGAAGGACUCACCAAGAAGCAGAAGGGUAAAGCGAAGGCUACAGACAGCGACCUUUCGGCCGAGGACGCCGCCUCAGGAUCGUCGACUGUGACCCAGGAGACGCAAGUCGUGGCACCAGUAACCAACCGCCAAAAUUCGGCCUCAUCUACAACCUGCCUCCGGAGUGCUCCAGCCUUGAACUAA